AUGAAGGCGUGGUUCGAGGUCAUCACCACUCCGACGGCCGAUACGCCGGGAACGGUCAUCGGCCUUCACUUCCCCGACAAGCGUUAUCUGUUCGGUCAACUCGCGGAGGGCACACAAAGAGCCUGCACGGAACGAUCGCACAAGCUAGCGUCGAUCGGGGACAUCUUCGUGACAGGGCGGACAGAAUGGGCGAACACGGGAGGCAUGAUCGGUGUGAUCCUGACGCAGGCAGAUGCACUCAAGUCCUCGAAUGAAGCCCUGGAGGAAGAGAGUCGAAGGAAGGCAGAGCGCCAGGCCGCAGGGACUCAAGCGACGAACAAGACCAGCAAGGAGGCCGCUGCCGCCGCCACGACCGAAGUGCGAAAACAGAAUGUGACGGUACAUGGAGCCACAAACUUGAUGCAUACCUUGGCUACCGCCCGCCGAUUUGUCUUUCGUACCGGCAUGCCGAUUUAUUUGAAGGAGUAUGAUCAUGCGAGUAUGGCGAAGCGACCGGCCUUGAGGCAGGACGAUCCUUUCGAGAAGCCCACUUUUAUCGACUCGAAUAUCAAAGUUUGGGCCCUGCCUCUCAAGCCUCAUUCAUCUGAGGAUAGGACAAUGAACACGCAAAGUCCACGGAAGCGCAGUCUGGACGAGUAUCAAGAGAUCGACCAGCAGCUUGACCAGCAAGUACAAAGCCAGUUGCUCAGGCAAUCUAUUGUCUCCGACAUGUUCAACUCGGACUGGAAAAUGGACACGCUUAUCGAAACACCUUUGCCGGAAGUCAAAAUGCCCGCGGCUUUGUUCGUUCGCAACCCAGAGACCAAAGAUCUCGAGCCUUACAAGGGACCACUUCCCGGCGAUAAGACAGAUUUGCCCAAUAUCAAAGUUCUCGUCAGGAAGCCGUGGCCCGGAGCAACCAUCACUUCCCUCCCACCGACCUCGCCUUCUAAGGAAGCGGUCUCUUACAUAGUCCGCAGCCAUGAUAUCCGAGGCAAGUUUGACCCUAUCAAGGCCAAGAAUCUCGGUGUCCCCAAAGGUGCCGACUUUGCUCGGCUGGCAAAGGGCGAAAGCGUACAGACCGCCGAUGGUAAUACCGUGACCCCAGAGAUGGUUUUGGGCGAGACUCGACGAGGCAAAGGUUUUGCCGUCAUUGACCUUCCCGGGCCAGAGUAUGUGGAAGAACUGGUCAAUCGACCCGAAUGGGACUCACCUUCUGUGACUACCGAGCUCAAAGUGAUCAUUUGGAUAUUGGGACCAGGUGUCGGGGACCAUCCCAAACUCCGCAAGUUUGUUGCUCGCCUGUCACAUGUAAAGCAUACUGUCUCAAGUGUGGACCACUGCCCCAACUACCUCGCCUUUAACAGUGCUGCUGGGGCCGCUGUGCGCCUCGCCCGUCUCAGGGGCGAAAACUAUCCUAUUCCCGUUCACGAUAAUGUCAAGGUCCCGCAGGACGGGGCCGGCUCGUUGUCUGCUCCAGGUACAGAGGAUUCUCCGUUCGAAUCUCUGCGGCCUGGCCUCAUUGUCGAUAUGGAGCCGCAAUUCGGGUUCAACACAAGCGAGGUCGUGACGCCCUUGAACACUGCGAAGACCGUGUUCCAGAUCCCUCGCUCUGUCGAGAAACGCAUGGAAGUCAUUCGCACGCGCGUCAAGAAACCGGCCUUUCAGAAGCAACUUGCAGCGAUGCGCAGGGAUCUUCCUGGGGCUGAUGCCGAAGUCACUGCUUUGGGCACGGGUUCGUCGUCUCCCUCCAAGUACCGUAAUGUAUCUGCCACGCUUCUUCACGUUCCUGGGUAUGGAUACUAUCUCUUGGAUUGCGGAGAAAAUACCCUUGGACAGAUCAGACGUGUGUAUGGACAUGCAAAGACUCAGGAGAUUUUGCGAAACUUGCGCAUGAUCUGGAUCAGUCACCUUCACGCCGACCAUCACCUUGGUACAGCGUCCCUGAUCAGAGCUUGGCAUGAAGAGAACUAUGGGACGACCGAGGCUCAGUCGACGGAGGCUGAACCCGACGUUAGCAAGGUUCUUCAAGGGAAGCGCUUGGCUAUCGUCUCUGACGAGAUGAUGAUCGCUUGGCUAGAGGAGUAUGCUGCCGUUGAGAAUUUCGGUUUUGAUAAGUUGAUUCCGCUGUGCGCGCAUCCAGAUCCAGCUGGACCUUCCAUCAGAACCCGGUUCACCUACCGACACCGUCGCAACGGUGAGGGGCCCUAUGGGGAUCAGUCACUGACAGGACGAACCGUUCUCGACUUCCACGAUGAAGAAUCACCUCUCACGCCGCUUUUGAAGUCUGCUCUGGGCGUAGAGGACAUUCUCACAACCCGUGUGAAGCACUGCAAGGGAGCUCUCGCGGUGUCGAUCGUCUUCUCCGAUGGAUUCAAGGUUUCUUACUCCGGCGAUUGCCGACCAUCUGAUAAGUUUGCAUCUAUUGGCAAGGGCUCGACACUGUUGAUCCACGAAGCUACUUUCCAGAAUGACAUGGUGGGCUCUGCUCUCGCCAAGCGGCAUUCCACGGCGGCAGAGGCUCUCGAAGUGGGCCGUCGCAUGGGGGCUCGCUCCAUUUUCCUCACCCACUUCAGCCAGCGCUACCAGAAGAUCGCACUGGUCGACCAGAAUGCCGGAACCUGCAAGCACGACAGUGCCACUGCUUCGAGCCCUGCCGAGAAAACGGUUGUGGUUCCUGGACCUGCCAAGGAGGCCAACGACCCUGAUAUUCCCUUCGACGAGCCCGAGGAAAAUCAAGCUAGCCUGCAAUCCGCCGCCCAUUUACUUGACGACAUCCACUUCCCACUACCGCACCGACCCGGCCUUCCACGUAGCGAUCUGGUCCCCGGCCGGGACAUUCCUAUUGCCGCGGCUAUGGACUACAUGCGCGUCAAGGUUGGCGACCUAGCGCUGGCGCAGGCCUACGCCCCCGCCGUCGAGCGUCUAGUCGAGCUUCUGGAAAGAGACGUCCUCCAGCAGACCGAAGCUAACAAGAAGAUCAUUCGCGAGGCAGAGCUGGCUCGUAAGGCGCAAAAGAAUAAGAAGUUUGCCAGUAAAAAGGGCGCCAGUGGAGCUGCUGCUGCUGGUGGAGCCGCUGUCGCAGCCGUUGCAGUCGGUCAAGAAGAAGAAGAGAAAAAAGACGAGCCCGCGUCAAACGCGCACUCGAUCUGGAGCGCGAGCGAAAGUGAAGAAGGCUGGGACACCAGUGAUUUUGAGGAGUGA
Molecule: messenger RNA, 3183 nt
Organism: Penicillium diatomitis
Lineage: Eukaryota; Fungi; Ascomycota; Eurotiomycetes; Eurotiales; Aspergillaceae
Product: ribonuclease Z
Exons: 1
Coding region: 1-3183 (1060 amino acids)
Biological process (GO): mitochondrial tRNA 3'-end processing
Cellular component (GO): mitochondrion
Molecular function (GO): 3'-tRNA processing endoribonuclease activity
Source: RefSeq, a predicted model, not a curated record